AUGGCUGUUAUCAUGGACAAGAAAAAUUCGAAACCAACUGCUAGCGAUGCAUCAUCAGCAACGAAAGUAAAAGCAGCAAUGAGCAAAAAUGCUACACAGCUACAACCCGUUCGUCGAAUGCUUGAAAAUUUUCUUUUGAUCUGGCUUGAUGCAGAUUUCGAUGAAUCCAAAGAUGAUUAUAAAAAAUUCAUGCAACAUCUACGUGAUAUUUUUGCAAUAGUUGCCACAUUUACAGAUGUCGAUGAAUGUUUUGAUUUUCUCACUGACAUUCACAAUGAAAAAGUAUUCUUGAUUGUGUCAGAUGCCAUAGGACAACAUAUAAUAGGAGAAAUUCAUGAGUGUUCACAAUUGACAUCCAUUUAUAUUUUAUGCCACAAUCAAUCGAUUCCUGAGGAAUGGUUCAAAACAAUGCCUAAGGUAAAAGGUGUGUACACACAAAUUGAACCGAUUUGUGAUGCAUUACAAAUCGAUAGUAAGAAUUGUGACCGAACUAUGAUCUCUAUCAGUUUUAAUGGUAUUGACCCAUUAUUCAAGUAUACACAAUUGUUAAAAGAAGCACUUUUGGAUAUAGAAGAUGAUGAUGCAAAAUCUAUUAAAGAAUUCGUUGAAUUCUGUCGUCAUCACAGUGAUGCUUCCAAAAAACAACUUAAAAAGAUCGUAGAAGAAUAUUGUAAUCAUUCACCGAUUUGGUGGUACACGGGUCCAUAUUUUAUCUACUCAAUGCUCAAUUAUGGUCUUCGACAAAUGGAUAUCGACAUUAUCCUUAAGAUGACUUUCUUCAUUCGUCAUUUACAUAACCAUAUUGCACAAUUAUAUCGUCAACAGCAAGGCAACAUGCCAAUCAAUUUUCAAACCUUUCGUGGACAAGGUUUGUCUACUGACGACUUUGAAAAAAUGAGAAAAAACAAAGGAGGACUGAUGUCCUUCAAUAACUUCUUGUCAACAAGUCGCAAUCGCAGGAUUUCUCUUGAGAACUUUGCCCGACCGGCUACAAAAAAUCCCCAUUCAGUCGGCAUUCUGUUCGUUAUGAACAUUGACACAGCUAUUUGCAGGAAGUCAUUAACGCCAUUUGCUGAAGUAAGCCAAAUUAGUUUCUACAAAAGUGAAGAGGAAGAAAUACUCUUUUCUACACAUACGAUUUUUCGUAUUGAUUGUAUCGAACAAAUUGAAGACAAACAUACUGGUCGCUUAUGGCAAGUUAAUCUUACCAUCGUCGGUAAUCAAGAUGAUGAGUUUAACAAACUCACUGGACAUGUCCGAGAAGAGUUCAAGAACAGAACAAGAUGGAAUCGACUAGGUUCUAUACUUAUUAAGCUUGGUGAGACUACAAAAGCGCAACAACUCUAUCAGAUGCUUCUAGUAAAAGCAUCUUCUGAUGAAGACCUAGCUGUAUACAAUCAUCAACUUGGAUGGAUAUAUGACGGCAUGGGAGAGUACUCAAAAGCACUUACAUUUUACGAAAAGGCACUUCAUAUCCAUGAAAAGAUUCGCCCUCCCACUCAUCCUGAUUUGGCUUCUUCCUACUACAACAUCGGUAUGGCGUAUCAUAACAUGCGAGAGUUCUCGACAGCGCUUUCAAUGUACGAACGAUCACUUGAAAUCAGAAAAAUAGCUCUCCCUCCGAAUCAUCCCGAUUUGGCUCAAUUCUACAACAAUAUCGGUCUAGUAUAUUAUAACAUGGGCGAGUACUCGAAAGCUCUUUCAUACCUCGAAAAAGAUCAUGGGAUUAUCCAGAAAGCUCUCUCCCCGAAUCAUCCAAACUUAGCUAAGUCCUACCAUAACAUCGGUAUGGUGUAUCAUAACAUGAGCGAGUACUCGAAAGCACUCUCAUCGUACGAAAGAUCACUUGAAAUCAAGAAAAUAGCUCUCCCUCCGAAUCAUCCUGACUUGGCUCAAUCCUACAACAACAUCGGCUCAGUUUAUUAUAACAUGGGCGAGUACUCAAAAGCACUCUCAUCGUACGAACAGUCAAUUGAAAUCCAUACAAUAAUUCUCCCUCCGAAUCAUCGCGACUUGGCUGCUUCCUACUACAACAUCGGUCUGGUACAUUAUAACAUGGGCGAGUACUUGAAAGCACUUUCAUCGUACGAAAGAUCACUUGAAAUCUGGAAAAUAGCUCUCCCUCGGUAUCAUCCCGACUUGGCUGCUUCCUACAACAACAUCGGUCUGGUGUAUUAUAACAUGGGCGAGUACUCGAAAGCAUUUUCAUCGUACAAAAGAUCACUUGAAAUCAAGAAAAUAGCUCUUCCUCCGAAUCAUCCCGACUUGGCUUCUUCCUACUACAACAUCGGUAUGGUGCAUUAUAAUAUGGGCGAGUACUCGAAAGCACUUUCAUCGUACGAAAGAUCACUUGAAGUCUGGAAAAUAGCUCUCCCUCCGAAUCAUCCGAACUUGGGUGCUUCCUACAACAACAUCGGUCUGGUAUAUUAUAAUAUGGGCGAAUACUCGAAAGCACUUUCAUAUUAUGAAAAAGCACUGCAAAUAAAGAAAAAUGCUCUUCCCCCGGAACAUGCGAGUACUACACGAACGAAAAGAAACAUUAACGAUGUAAAAAGGAAGAUGUAAUUUUUCUUCAUUUGAAGACAAAAAAUAAACUGGACAUCUUGAACACUUGCCUCGCUGAUGCGAGCACCUGCAGAAUUUCGCGCACAUGCGACUAUCUUGAGGUUGUGGGUGUAAAUGUGAGACAGUAAAAUACUACACCCUCAUAGUUACACCCACACCUUCACCCACACCCACCCAUACCCCCACCCUCUUUUG
Molecule: messenger RNA, 2760 nt
Organism: Rotaria sp. Silwood1
Lineage: Eukaryota; Metazoa; Rotifera; Eurotatoria; Philodinida; Philodinidae
Source: the annotation of a GenBank genome assembly